AUGGCGCGAAGACAACACCUCACGUUAAUGGUGCUGCUGGCCGUCGUGGCCUUCUUUAGCAUCUCGUACCUCUUCUCGAGCGGCACCAGCGAACUCUCGUCGCCCGCGCCACCCGCCGCCGUCGCCCCGGCCAAGGGCGACUCUUCCUCGAGCGCCGACAUGCCCGACCUGGGCCACAUCUCCAGCAGCAUUCUCUCCGGCGAAUCCAUCGCCCCGAAGCUCGAGAAUGCGACGGCUAAAGCCGAGCUCGGCCGUGCCUCGUGGAAGCUCUUCCACACGAUGAUGGCCCGCUUCCCCGAGAAGCCCACCCCCGACGACAGCCUCGCCCUCAAGACGUAUAUCCAGCUCUUUGCCCGCCUCUACCCGUGCGGCGACUGCGCCUCGCACUUCCGCACCCUGCUGGCAAAGUACCCGCCCCAGACGAGCAGCCGCAACGCCGCCGCCGGAUGGGCCUGCUUCGUCCACAACGAGGUCAACACGCGCCUGAAGAAGGAGCAGUUUGACUGCAACAAGAUUGGCGACUUUUACGACUGCGGGUGCGGCGACGAGGACAAGAAGAAGAAGGAGGGCGAGGAGAAGCCGAGCUUGGAGCUCGAGAAGGACGGGUAG
Colletotrichum spaethianum is the source of this 609-nucleotide messenger RNA. RefSeq names its product FAD-linked sulfhydryl oxidase ERV2. The transcript is spliced from 2 exons. Gene Ontology annotation, cellular component: mitochondrion. Gene Ontology annotation, molecular function: flavin adenine dinucleotide binding; flavin-dependent sulfhydryl oxidase activity. Lineage: Eukaryota; Fungi; Ascomycota; Sordariomycetes; Glomerellales; Glomerellaceae. The coding region runs from base 1 to 609 and encodes 202 amino acids. The record is from RefSeq and is a predicted model, not a curated record.